Carassius auratus (goldfish) is the source of this 1210-nucleotide messenger RNA. Its product is annotated as zinc finger E-box-binding homeobox 1-like. The transcript has 6 exons. Gene Ontology annotation, molecular function: DNA-binding transcription factor activity, RNA polymerase II-specific. The record is from RefSeq and is a predicted model, not a curated record. Gene Ontology annotation, biological process: regulation of transcription by RNA polymerase II. The annotation marks the transcript as partial. Lineage: Eukaryota; Metazoa; Chordata; Actinopteri; Cypriniformes; Cyprinidae. Gene Ontology annotation, cellular component: nucleus.
CGCUGCUGAACGCGACGCGGGGUUGAGCGCCGCCGCAGUCACGCGCUGCAGGGCGCGAGCGAUGCGGAGCGACGCUUCAGUCAUUCACCCGCGCGCUCACCGGGCAAACACGGCCACGACAUGGCAGAGAGGAGCAGAGGAAAGCGGAGGAAACAGGCGAACCCGCGGAGAAACCAAGGUGAGCCGGAGCGCUGUCUGGGCUCUGAGGGCGAGGAUGAGGGCAGUGUUUGGGGGAUGGAGGUUCUGGACAGCAGAGAUGCUCAGGAUAAAGUCAGUCUGACACCCAGCGAGGGCACGGAGCCCGGCAGUCCCGUCCCGUGUGAGGAGAUCUGGGCCGACACCGAAACACACCGCUGAAAACCCCAGCCGCAGACCCUGAACACUGUCAGACUGACGCUCGAGUGAUGGACGGCGCGCCGCAUUUCGACACCGUGGUGCAGCUGAGGAAAGUAUCUCGCCUGCAACAGCACAACGGAGUCGUGAGCUCGUACCAUUUAGACGACGCUCAGGGCGAGAUGUCGCCCGUCUGCUGGUCACCAGGAGAACACGAGUCACCCGAGGGCAAAGACGGUGUUCAGGCGUCUCUGCGGGAACAUGUGAAGUUCUGUCAGGACAGGGAUGGAGGAGACAGUGUGUGUCCUCUGUGUGGAUACAGUACACCGCACCGCGCUCAGAUGGAGCAUCACUUAACCCUCCACAGCCAGACGCACCAAAAGAGCCCCAUGUCCGAGUCCGGUUCGGAGAACAGGAAGUUCAAGUGUAAUCAGUGUGGAAAGGCUUUUAAAUACAAGCAUCACCUCAAAGAGCACCUGCGGCAUUCACAGCGGAAUCGUGACCAGAACAUUCCUGCGACAGAUUCAUCACGGAAUUCCACACCUCAUGCCAAAGUCGAUGAUGUUAAAUAUCUGUGUUUCUCCGCAGGUGAGAAGCCGUACGAAUGCUCGAGCUGUAAGAAGCGUUUCAGUCACUCGGGCUCCUACAGCUCACACCUCAGCAGUAAGAAGUGCCUCAGCGGCGGCACGCUGGAAACGGAGCUCAUUAUAACGGGUACCUCUUCCCGUCGCCCACAUCGCCCCUGCUGUCAGCCGGAGGAACAGCAGCCGAGGGAAGAGAUCUCCGUACGGGCCGCUGGCUCAGUUCCCGCUGGAGUCGUCUGUUCCCGUCCUGAGCCGGUCGUGGGACCCGGCGGAGGAUCUGGCGCUCAGGGCGG